CAACCGGCUGUAAUGGUGGACGACUGAGGCGGAGAGACGGAAUACAACCAGAGUGAAGAACGAGAGGAGAAAACGGUCGUGAAAGUCUGUUUUUAGAGCCGCCGCGAGGACGUAGGACAUCGUCGAAAAUGGAUGAACUCAAACAUCAAGUCAUGAUUAACCAGUUCGUCCUGACGGCGGGUUGUGCGGCGGACCAGGCGAAGCAGCUUCUGCAGGCGGCACACUGGCAGUUCGAGACUGCGCUCAGUGCCUUUUUUCAAGAAACAAAUAUUCCAUAUGGCCAUCAUCAUCAAAUGAUGUGCACCCCCGCCAACACACCAGCGACGCCCCCCAACUUCCCGGACGCGUUGACCAUGUUCUCCAGGCUGAAGGCGUCGGAGAGCUUCAACAGCGGCAGCGGCGGCAGUCCAAUGGCCGCCUCCAUGGCCACCUCACCCCCACCCCCCCAGGUUGGCAACUGGGGGUUCUCACCAAAUGUACCUAAUGUGCCGCAGCCUCAACAGGGACUCUGGACUCAGGGGCAGCCCCCCACGCAGCCCUGCCCCGCCUGGCCCACGGGUGUGAACCCCCAUGCAGGCGCUGAGCAGAAGGCCAGUGUAGCGAUGGAGGCAGAGAGAUGAAGGGCAGCAUGGGACUGAGAAGCCCCCCUUUUCUCCCCCCCAGGGAGGGAUGGGAUGAAUGCGGGGAGGGUGGGAUAUGAUAAUGGGUAGAAAAUUCUUUUUUCCAAAAGACGGAUGGAAACUACGCAAACCAAGAAAAACUGGACAAUUUAGGACGAGGAGGAAACCAAUGCAAACAAAAUUCUAAAAAAAAAAAAAAAAAAAAAAAAAAGAGAGAUACGCACACACAUAGUAAUAAGAGAGGAGCGAAAUCUUUGUUAGUUUUUCCUAAGUAAAUGCAUAGAUAAGAGAAAUAUUAUUGAACUUAAAAAAACCCAGAAAUUUUUAAAGAAUUGUCACGCCCAAGGAUUCUAUGUGAUGUUCAAGGACUUUCAAGGCAGCAAACUUAAUUUUCAGUUUUUAUUUUUAUUUUUUUUUUUUCCAUCUUUUCAGCCGGUGUUUUUUCUCCACUGGUGUUCUGUGUUUCUGUGCUGCAUGAGGAGAGAGGAACUGGCGAUGCAGUGUUUUGAACUCAAAAAUCAACACGCACUUGAGAGUGAGUGUGUACGCAUGUGAGCGGGUUUGUAAUCAAAAAUGUAUACACACACACAGACACACACACACACACACACACACACACUCACACAUAUUCACGCACACACACACACACACACACACACACACACACACACACACACAUUAGCUUUUAGAGGACACACCUCCAUACUGUCAUCCCCAUCGUCAAAGGUGGGACUUUUCUUACCUCACCUGGUGGUCACCUGACUUCUUUCAGCCAAUCAGGGAUUCUUCUUAAACCAACCGUUGCCGCCGCAGGACGUUUUUAAAGGUUUUUUCUUAAAGUCAGCAGGUUUGAUCCUCGCUGUGACGGCUUCUCCUGACACCAUUUGAAACCAGACUACAACUGUCCACUUUGUUUCUGGAGAUUUGGGUUGUUAUUACAAGAAAAAUGAGAAAUCAUGGUUUAAUAUAAUAUUGUUUAUGAUGCUAAUUGUUCUGUUUUUGUUGAAAGUUUAAGGGAGGUGGUUUUGAAAGUGGGUGGGACUUCAGGAUUUUUUUUCAAUUGGGAAAGAGUGAAUCAAACGCAGCUACAGAUUUAAAACAAGAAAAAAAAACACGACUCCAUCUUUGUAAACAGAAUUGCCACUUUGCAUGAUGUGUUCAUAACGUGUAACAUCUUUUGUAGCAAACAUACAUGAGGUCGAGACCAUAGUAGUCUGGAUAUAAAUAUGGACGACACGUCUCCGGGAAGUCAAAAUAUAUGCUGCUGUCUUGUGCUAUAGUGCUUUCCGCUGUAUCAAGUUCCCGCCCAUACAUGUGACUGAUCAAGAGCAGCGCCAUCAGGGUUUCCUACACAUUUAUUUGUCAUUAAAACAUCUACUGCCACAUACUGAUUUUUUUUAUUUUUGGAGCUGGAGCACCACAAGAAUAUACAUACAGUCUAAAGUUGUGAAUCCUAGGAGAGUGAAGGUAUGGCCCCCCUUACUCUGCUUUACUCUCCCUCUGAUUGGCUUACCUUGACCUUCUUACCCUAACCUUUAGCAAUUUCACUCCUCUUGCCUAAACCUUGCCAAUCCAGCCAAUGAAGACAGCGAGUACUAGUAAAUCAGAGGUACAGUAAGGCGGGUCAGUCCUUCGCUGUCCUAGGAUUCAAAAGUUUUCCCCCGGGAAUGUUGCUUAGCCCCGCAGCCAUUUUUCCCUCUUGGUCACUUGCAAUAUUGCAGUGAAAAAAAUCCCCUGCGGCCCAGGCGUCACCAUAGACCACCUUUUAAAAAAGAGACGUUUGUAAAACUUUUGACGGCGCACCUCCAACUGCAAGAUUCAUUCUGACUCUUUAUAUUCUGAAUUUUUGAUCCAUGGAGGUUUUAUAUUUGUAAAACUUUACACCAGCGGAGAAAUUUAAAUACCAGUGACGUCAUCACAAUGACGGGUGCGGGCCCAGUGGGUGAAACACUACUGCACAUUUUCAACUUGGAUGCUUUUUUAUAUGCCAAGGGAGCAACUGUAUUGAAAUGAAUAAGCACCAUCUUGGCAUCUGGUACCUAGCUAUUGUUAUACAUCUAUGGAGCUGUGAUGUCGUCCACCUUUAAAUGCAGACUACAGUCAAGACGUGUUUAUGGGAGGGGGUGGAGUUAAAGAGGAGGGCGGGGUGGUGGGUCCCAGAGCUAAUAAAGAUGCAACAGAUGAGUGUUUCUCAACAAAUCAGCAGCAUCUCACUGUGAAGGACAAAUUGGACAUGUCUCUUGAGAUUUGAGAAACAAGAAGACAGUGGGUGAGGGGCAGCUUUGAGAAACCCACUACAUAUUUGGGGACACUACAGUCUACUUUAAGAUGUAUAAACUAUCACACAGAUGGGUUUUUACAACAUUUAGGUUUCUUGUUUCGACCGGUCCCUGGUCCACUGAUAUUGCUGAGGGACAGUUCAGGGACGACCCUGACAUACGGCAAUAUUUUAAACACAGGGUCUGCCCCUUUUUUAGUUUUGAUUUGAUUUUUUUGAGAGUAAGAAGAGAUAUUUUGAAUAGGUGAAGGUCUUUUCUUAAAGAUGAUUGGAGACGUUAUGGAUAUAAUGAAUAAAAGAGCAACUUCCUUUUUUAUUAUUUAGACUAAACUAAUGUUUGAGUUCAUUCUUUUCCCAUGCUUCACACUUUAUUUGGUUAAAUCAGAGUGUUUCUGGGUGGGCCUGUUCCUAAAUGGUUUCUCAUGUAUGUUUCCCCACUUGUAUGACUGUAUGAGACCAUUCCCACAAUAUUUGUGGACUACCUGAUAAUUAACUUAUCAUUUUUGUGAACCUAAAUAAAUAUUGUAUGUCAACCUGA
Plectropomus leopardus (leopard coralgrouper) is the source of this 3436-nucleotide messenger RNA. RefSeq names its product UBA-like domain containing 1a (gene ubald1a). Gene Ontology annotation, molecular function: protein binding. The record is from RefSeq and is a predicted model, not a curated record. NCBI's taxonomy places the organism in Eukaryota, Metazoa, Chordata, Actinopteri, Perciformes, Serranidae.